GCUGAGCUCCAGCAGGGGCCCCUCACCAAUCAGGAGCCGGAGGUCUGAAGCAGCGUCACCGCUUCGCAGCCGGUCCCGCAGUUUAAGAGCAGCGCGGCUCCUCUCUUCACUACACUUUUCUCCUGUUGAGAGAAACGAGACGCGAUGGCCAGAACCAAGCAGACCGCCCGUAAAUCCACCGGAGGAAAAGCUCCCAGGAAGCAGCUGGCCACCAAGGCUGCCCGUAAGAGCGCCCCGGCCACCGGCGGAGUGAAGAAGCCCCACCGCUACAGGCCCGGUACCGUGGCUCUCCGAGAGAUCCGCCGCUACCAGAAGUCCACCGAGCUGCUGAUCCGCAAGCUGCCCUUCCAGCGCCUGGUGAGGGAGAUCGCUCAGGACUUCAAGACCGACCUGCGCUUCCAGAGCUCCGCCGUCAUGGCUCUGCAGGAGGCCAGCGAGGCUUACCUGGUCGGCCUCUUCGAGGACACCAACCUGUGCGCCAUCCACGCCAAGAGGGUCACCAUCAUGCCCAAAGACAUCCAGCUGGCCCGACGCAUCCGCGGAGAGAGGGCUUAAACCCCCCCCACACCUCUUUACACCACAACGGCUCUUUUAAGAGCCACCUCACUAAAGCUCAAGAGCUCCUUCCUCUGCUGCUGCUUAUAAUAAUUUUAGGC
This is a messenger RNA of Micropterus salmoides (largemouth bass), 656 nucleotides long. Its product is annotated as histone H3. Gene Ontology annotation, cellular component: nucleosome. Lineage: Eukaryota; Metazoa; Chordata; Actinopteri; Centrarchiformes; Centrarchidae. The transcript has a single exon. The record is from RefSeq and is a predicted model, not a curated record. Gene Ontology annotation, molecular function: protein heterodimerization activity; structural constituent of chromatin; DNA binding. Bases 145 to 555 code for a protein of 136 amino acids.